AUGAAAAUCCCAUACGAAGCCUUAUCCUACACGUGGGGUGGCACCGAGAGAACCGAAACCAUCAUCGCCAACGGGAGGUCCUUGGAGGCAACCAAUGACCUCUACCUCGCUCUGACUUCCCUACGCCAGGAAGAUACGGAUAGGAUCCUGUGGAUGAAAGCCAUCUGCAUUGACCAGGAAAAUGCAAGAGAACGGACUCACCAAGUUAGACAGAUGGCCAGGAUUUAUGAAAGUACCGAUACAGUGAUCCUAUGGCUGGGGCAGGCAACAUACACAAUAAAUGUGGCACUGGAUUCAUUGAGGCAGUUGGAAGAUGAGAUCGGUGUCUGCCCGUGUAUCGCUCUGUCCCCACAUCUCUUCGCCGUCAAGCCAUCAGACCAUGCUCAGGCUAUCUUAGACAUCAUGCCCGGUCGAUCAAGAGACGAAUCAUGGUGGGUUCAAAAGCUCGAUCUUUACAAACUUCUUCGCAAAUUUCGCUGUAGCAAGGCUACCGACCCGUGGGACAAGGUAUAUACCAUUAUCCGAACCGCGUCUGACUCCGAGCUGGAAGAAGUCCUGUCCCUUCCUGGCGCGUCGGAAGGAUACUCGAAUGCUAUGGUCGAUGACCAGUCCAUGACCGGGUUCCUCAAGACCAUUGACUCACUGUGUGCGGCAGCCAUGGACCAGCACCUUCGUGUUUAUCGCGGCAACGGAACAACGUCCUUCUACGUCUAA
Molecule: messenger RNA, 714 nt
Organism: Diaporthe amygdali
Lineage: Eukaryota; Fungi; Ascomycota; Sordariomycetes; Diaporthales; Diaporthaceae
Product: Heterokaryon incompatibility protein 6
Exons: 3
Coding region: 1-714 (237 amino acids)
Source: RefSeq, a predicted model, not a curated record